GUCUAUAUCUACACAGGCGGCUCUUCUUCGACUUGUAAGAGAAACACAGAGAUUGUGAGAAUUCGUCCAGACGUGAAGAUGUUGGCUGUUGUGGUUGUUUUAUUCCUGGUGGCUGGCUUAAGUGACAGUAAGAUUUUGAGCAAAUGUGAGCUGAAGCAGCAGCUUGAAACGGGCCUUAGUCUGCCAUCUACCAAUUCCGCAGACAUGCUGGCACAGAUUGUGUGUCAUGUCCAGAACAGCUCUAGCUUCAAUACCAGCGCCAUUAAGACGAUCCCUGAGCCAGAAGAGCCCCAUGGUAAUCACGGUUCUCGUCAUCGUAGGUCUCCCGGAGGAAAAAAAAAAGGCCAUCCCUCCAGUAGUGAAAGUGUCGAGAACAAAAGUGAGGUCUGGACCCUGUACGGCUUGUUCCAGCUUAGUGACCACGUGGUGUGCAACUCUACCCAGAGUCGUGCGCUGAACCUCUGUGGGCUGACGUGCACCAAGCUGAUUGACGAUAACAUCAGUGAUGACAUAAACUGUGUCCAAACCCUUAUAAAUGCAGUAACCGCGCAGAUUCCUGACCCCAAUAUUGUCAAACACAUCAGGGAAAUGAUCUCGUUGAUCUACCAGCCAGAGUGUAACAUGGUGAAGGCCACUUCAUAUUUUGCCGACUGCUAAAAACCCUGAAUUCAAGACUUCUCGACUCCUGACCUCUUGUAGACCCCCCUGCUUUACUUUUGCAUUUAUAUUCGUAGCUUUCUUGCCGGACAACAAAAUCCUAGCACAGGUAGCUUGUGUGUCUUGUACUAAAUGAGUCAUUAAAACGUUUGAAAAGCAGUGUUGUGCUCAUGAAUGUCAUUAAGGCCCAUGUCUGACAUUGAACAUUUCAUGUUGAAUGUUUAUGUUCAUUUUAUUGCCAAGGACAAUCCAAAUCGCAUGGAAUGCAAAGACGUAAAGAUAAGCAAGCUAAGAUAUUU
Molecule: messenger RNA, 956 nt
Organism: Labeo rohita (rohu)
Lineage: Eukaryota; Metazoa; Chordata; Actinopteri; Cypriniformes; Cyprinidae
Product: lysozyme C, milk isozyme
Exons: 5
Coding region: 79-657 (192 amino acids)
Source: RefSeq, a predicted model, not a curated record